GCAUGAAUUGUAUAAUUUCAUUGUAUUCAACAGUUUGACAGCUGAGCUCCGAGUGCAAGGCAGUGCCAGUCUGUUAUAUUUUGAUUGAAAAAAUAGUAUCGAUUUAAGCUGAACAUCGAUUCUCGUCAUAGUUUCCUUGGGAAAACAAAACACGUGUAGUCAUUGAUUUUCCUUAGAAAAUUCUAGAAACAUGACUGGCGCCGAAAUUGAUAUCUCUCCAAAGCAGGACAAAGGUGUCCUCAAGGAAAUCCUCAAAGAAGGCCAAGGCAAUGACACCCCACCAGAAGGAUGCAAGGUUACUGUCCAUUACACAGGAACUUUGUUGGAUGGAACCCAAUUUGAUUCCAGUAGAGAUAGAAAUCAGCCAUUUGAAUUUGAUUUGGGAAAAGGAAGUGUAAUUAAGGCAUGGGAUAUUGGUGUAGCAACAAUGAAAAAGGGCGAACAAGCCAUUCUAACUUGUGCAGCAGAUUAUGCCUAUGGAGCAACUGGAAGCCCCCCAACCAUUCCCCCUGGAGCUACACUUAAGUUUGAUGUUGAAGUUAUUAGUUGGAAAGGUGAAGAUCUUAGUCCAGACAAAGAUGGAUCAAUUGAAAAAAUCCAAAUUACUGCUGGUGAUGGAUACACAACUCCAAAUGAUGAAGCAAUGGUUGAAAUUCAUUUGAUUGGAAAACAUGGUGAUAAGGUGUUUGAUGAAAGAGACGUUUCAUUCAAUAUUGGAGAAGGCGCAAACGUUAAUGUAAUCAGUGGUGUAGAAAAAGCUUUGGAGAGUUUUAAGAAAGGCGAGACUUCUCGUUUAAUAAUCAAACCGAAAUUUGCGUUUGCAAAUGAAAGUUUCGAAUUCAACAUUCCCUCCGAUGCCACCGUCGAAUAUACCGUCACAUUGAAAACAUUCGAAAAAGCAAAAGAAAGUUGGUCAAUGGAUACUGAUGAAAAGAUUGAAGUCAGCAAAGUAUUCAAAGAAAAAGGGACCAAAUAUUUCAAAGACGGUAAACUUAAUCUGGCAAUUAAGAUGUACCAGAAAGUCUUGUCAUAUCUCGAAUUCAAGAAAGAUCCAGAAAGCGCAACUGAAGAACAAAAAGCUUUGGUUUUAAGCUCGAAUUUGAACAUGGCUCUGUGCUAUCUGAAAAGCAAUAAUAUGUUUGAAGCUAAGAAUGCUGCCACUGAAGCUUUACUGGUAGAUCCCGAUAAUGAGAAAGCUCACUUCAGGAAAGGUCUGGCAUUAUUGAAUAUCGGAGAGGCACAGCUUGCAGCCGACGCAUUUACCACAGUUCUUAAGAUUGAGCCAACUAACAAAUCGGCUCAAUUACACUUAAACGCUUGUAACAAAACGCUUAAGGAACAGUUGCAGAAGGAAAAGAAAAUUUAUGCCAAUAUGUUCGAAAAAUUCGCCAAAAAGGAUUUACAGAGAGAGGAAGAAGAAAAGAAAAAACAACCGGACGUAAUGUCUUCGUUGGGGGAAUGGGGCAAGGAGGAUAGAGAGCGUGAGCCGAGCGAGUUUGAAAAAGAAAAUCCCAAUAUACUUUUGCUGAAUGGAAGUGGAGAAUUCAAAGAUAUGUAAUAGAAACAAAAAUUCUGUGGAAAUAUAUGGCUUGAUUAUUGUUUA
Messenger RNA from Nicrophorus vespilloides, 1603 nucleotides. RefSeq names its product FK506-binding protein 59 (gene Fkbp59). Gene Ontology annotation, molecular function: peptidyl-prolyl cis-trans isomerase activity; protein binding. The transcript has 8 exons. Lineage: Eukaryota; Metazoa; Arthropoda; Insecta; Coleoptera; Silphidae. Bases 191 to 1558 code for a protein of 455 amino acids. The record is from RefSeq and is a predicted model, not a curated record.